This is a messenger RNA of Linum trigynum, 4510 nucleotides long. NCBI's taxonomy places the organism in Eukaryota, Viridiplantae, Streptophyta, Magnoliopsida, Malpighiales, Linaceae. The record is from the annotation of a GenBank genome assembly.
CAGGUUCCAACUUCUCUCUAAACUUGCAUCUCACUUCUCUCUCUAGGAAGAUCGUUCUGACUUGGGAGUCGGAGUGCUAACGAACCCUAGCCAAGGGGUUCGCUGGGCGCCGUGGUGUGCAGGUUACGGACGUGAAGCUAGGGCGCAGAGGGAGCCAAAAAAGUGUGGGAGCCAUCCGAGGCGGGGGGAGUACGUGGCACAAACAAUAAUAAUGAGUGGACUUGUUGAUAAUUUUAUUCAAUUAUUAUGAGCCAUAUAGGUAUUGGGUUACACCUCUUUGGGAUUAGCGUCCUCGCUGUGGUUUCACCACCAUCGUUCAAGAGGAAUGCGUAAAGGUUCCGAUAUCAAUUAUGUCAUCUUGAACCUUUUCUCAAUCAAGAUAUUGUUCUCUUUGAGUCCCCCGUACGAUUUUUUUCUUAGGAUGCAUAUCAUGAUGACUUAUCAAGAGGCUACCCAACCUUGCAUUGAUCCAUAGUGAGCAUGACUUUGGAAUUUUAAAAGAAACGUUCAUUCCACCUCAAAAAGCAUAUUAUCGAUUAAAAUCAUUUAUUUACUUUAUCUUGGGGGUCAUUUGAAAGUUGAGAUUUCAUAUAAGUAUUUAGCCAAUACAUGUAAUUAUGAGAAUUCGUUGUUUUGUGUCCUAAAAUGUAACACAAUAUUUGUAUUUGAUCAAAAGAUUGGAACACCAAAAUUAUUCAAUAUGGAUGAUUGUCAAUCUCUCAGUUUGUAUUCCUCAUAUUUUGAGGGACCACCAAAAUUAUUCAACCUCCAAAUAAUAGGGGUGAGAAAGUAGACCAGACUGUUUGAAAAACCAUGGUCCAAACCGGACCGCACAGUUUGGUCCGGACCGUUGACCGUAAAGUAUGGUUUGUAUUAUAUGAUGUUUUAAUUUCUUGUUCUGGUCUAAACCGCGGUUUACCGGACCAAACCGUGGACCCAGCUAACUUCUCAAUAUGUUUUAGCAACCCACUCGACCACUCGCCCAACUCCCACAAUGAUACCCAAGUCUCAAUCUUAAUUUUGAGAAUAUCUUCCCCUCCUUCAUUCACAACCAUAUUUCACUAGGGAGUAGAGACAAUCAUGUCUCCAUAUGACAUUAUGUAAAUGUAUAUGAUGUUAUGGUGCAAGUUGGGAUGUUUUGACUUUGUAUCUUUAUUAUUUACUGAGAUUUACGGUGUCAAAAUUAUCCAUGAUUUAUGUUUUAAGAAAACAAAACAUUUUUUUCUUGGCCAUUGGUUCAAUUUUUUGUGCGGUUGAUUAAUUAAAUUAUUCAUUUUUUCGUUUACUGUGGUCUAUUUGGACCAAACCGUACCGGACCAGACUGCAUUGGUGUGGUUUGGUCUGGACCGUAUAGUUUGUGUUCUAGUCUAUGGUCUAUACUCUAACCUCUUGGUCUGGACCGUAGACCGCAUAUGAUCCGCUGAAUCAGACCGCACCAUUUCCAGUUCUGCCAAAUAAUGUAUUUUUCAAAUUUACAUUUUGAAACAAUUCAUCUAAUUAGAAUACAUACAUUGAAUUUAAUGCAUAAAUAUAUAGAAUCAUGAUUACCAUGUAUAUAUUCCGUAAUUAAUAGAUGUGAGAUUUAUUUAAUGUGUUCAUAUUUAUGUGGAAAAAAAUUCAGAUUAAAACAAAGAAUAUACAAACAUAUGGCUACCUUCGCGGCAAACGACGACGUUCGCGCCAGAGAAAGCCAGAGAAAGAAUCUGCAAACUGCAAUCUAAAACCAGAUAAAAAAAUCCAGACGAGAAAAGCGGAUAAACGAAUUCCCGAUUUCCCCCGCUCUCUCGCCCGCAGAAAAUGCUACGGUUACCGUCUCCGCUUCUUCCGGUUCGAUUUCCCUCCAACUCCAUCACUUACUAUCCAGUCCUCCACCACCAUCUCAUAUUCCAGCCGCCUCUCUCCGCCGCCGCCGCCGCCGCCGCACUCACAGCCGCCGCCAAUUUGCGCUACUCCUCUCCUUCUUCAAGUAAAGGUCUGGAUAACGAUGACGAAGAAGACGAGAACGAAAACGAGGGUGGAGAUGAAGAUGACAUUCUUCCUCUCCAGAGCCGCCGCUACGACUUCACUCCGCUCCUCAAUUUCCUCGCCGGACAGCUCUCCGAAGCUUCCCCGGCCACCACCGAUUCCUCCGGCAGCUCAUCCGCGUCACCGAGCGUGCUCGACUCGGCCGAGUUCCAGCUCGCUGAGUCGUACCGCGCCGUGCCAGGUCCGCUCUGGCACUCCUUGCUGAAAUCCCUCUGCUCGUCUCCCGAUUCCAUCGGAUUAGCCUACGCCGUCGUCACCUGGCUCCAGCGGCACAAUCUCUGCUUCUCCUACGAGCUCCUCUACUCGAUUCUCAUCCACGCACUAGGGCGCUCGGAGAUGCUCUACGAGGCGUUCCUUCUUUCGCGGAAGCAGUCGCUGAAUCCCUUAACGUACAACGCGCUGAUCAACGCCUGCGUGAGGAACAACGAUGUCGAGAAGGCCUUGAAUCUGAUUUCCAGGAUGCGGCAGGACGGGUAUCCUUCUGAUUUCGUCAAUUACAGUUUGAUUAUCAAGAAUCUGACUCGGAACAAUAGCAUCGACUCUCCGAUUCUGCAGAAGGUUUAUGAUGAAAUCGAAUGCGAUAAGCUUGAGCUCGAUGUGCAGCUUUCGAAUGACAUAAUUGUAGGGUUUGCUAAAGCGGGUGAUACCAGCCGAGCAAUGGAGUUUCUGGCUAUGGUGCAAGGGAAUGGGUUGAGUGUGAAAACCGGGACGCUUGUGGCUGUUAUCUACGCUCUGGGGAAAUCUGGUAGGACUGUAGAAGCUGAGGCUAUUUUUGAGGAAAUGAAGGACAAUGGUCUGCAGCCGAGGACUCGAGCUUAUAAUGCGUUGUUAAGAGGGUAUGGGAAGGCGGGUUUGCUUAAGGAUGCUGAAUUCGUGGUGACGGAGAUGGAGAGGAAUGGGGUUUCCCCUGAUGAACAGACAUUUGGCUUUCUAGUCGAUGCUUAUGCGAAUGCUGGCAGGUGGGAGAGUGCUAGAGUUGUGUUGAAGGAAAUGGAAACGAGAAAUGUGAAGCCGAAUCCUUAUGUAUACAGUAGAAUCUUGGCUUCUUAUCGUGAUAGAGGGGAAUGGCAGAAGUCGUUUCAGGUUUUGAGGGAGAUGAAGGACAUUGGAGUCAAACCUGACAGGCACUUCUACAAUGUCUUGAUUGAUACGUUUGGGAAAUUUAAUUGUCUCGAUCAUGCAAUGGCUGCAUUUGAUCGGAUGCUUUCGGAAGGAAUACAACCUGAUACAGUCACUUGGAACACUCUUCUGGAUUGCCAUUGUAAGGCUGGACUCCACGAAAGAGCAGAAGAGUUAUUCGAGGAAAUGAUAGAAAAGGGUUACUCUCCUUGUGCUGCAACAUUUAACAUCAUGGUGAAUUCAUUUGGACUGCAGGAGAGGUGGGAUGAUGUGAAGAUUUUGCUGCAGAGGAUGCAGGGCCAUGGAUUGUUGCUUAAUGUUGUAACCUAUACAACGCUAAUAGAUAUCUAUGGCCGAUCAGGGAGGUUUGAAGAUGCAAUGCAGUGCUUGGAAAACAUGAAAGCUUCGGGAUUUAAACCGACUUCUACUAUGUACAACGCCUUGAUAAAUGCCUAUGCACGAAAGGGAUUGUCUGAAGAGGCUGUAAAUGCUUUUAAGAUCAUGACAGCUGAUGGCCUAAAGCCUAGUAUGCUAGCACUCAACUCAUUGAUCAAUGCAUUUGGCGAAGAUAGGAGAGAUGCAGAAGCUUUUGCAGUACUGAAGUACAUGACAGACAAUGACUUGAAGCCUGAUGUGGUGACCUAUACUACACUCAUGAAGGCUUUGAUUCGUGCUGACAAGUUCGACAAGGUGGCUUCAGUAUAUGAAGAAAUGAUUUCAUCUGGGUGCAAACCGGAUGGUAAAGCUAAAGCAAUGCUGAGAUCUGCACUUCGGUACUUGAAGCAAACGCUAUGACAUUUUCUGCAGAAGGUUGCACACCAUCUAGGCAGGGUGAUUAGACAGAUUCACAUAAUGUUGGAUGAAUGUUCAUAUUCAAGCUUAUUUACCAACUCGAGGUUUGUGGGUGAACACUUACUGCAUAGUUAAAGCUGGAAUCAUGUUCCUGAAGAAUGAUUACAUCAUGCAAUUUCAAUCCCCUUGCUAAACUGUGCUCAUUUUGUUACCAGGGAUUCUGGUUCGGGAAAGGAAGCUUGUACCUUACAACAACGUAGACCGAGUAUGCACCUAAGCAAGAGAACUCAAAGCUUGUAAAGCCGUAAAUGUAGCUUCAUGCUCAGCUCUCUUGGAUUAAAGAUGUAAGCUUGCUUUUCAAGGCACGUCCUUAGUUUCUUGUAUUAUACAAGCAGCUUAGGGGUUUCUUCACACUGCUGAUGUUACGUAUUCGUGUGGUUUCUUCACAAAAGUAUAUAUAUGCAUCUUUGUGCUUCCAAAUCUACUGCUGACCAGAAUUGUAGUGGGAAACUCAAGUGCGUAGGAACGGGCAUGGUCUGACCAAAAUCAGACUGAAUCAACGUAGGACUUGAUC